Molecule: messenger RNA, 7049 nt
Organism: Sinocyclocheilus grahami
Lineage: Eukaryota; Metazoa; Chordata; Actinopteri; Cypriniformes; Cyprinidae
Product: myosin-10-like
Biological process (GO): mitotic cytokinesis; actomyosin structure organization; regulation of cell shape
Cellular component (GO): cytoplasm; myosin filament; myosin II complex
Molecular function (GO): microfilament motor activity; ATP binding; actin filament binding
Source: RefSeq, a predicted model, not a curated record
CUAUUUAAUUCCUCAUGCCGGAGAUGGCGCAGCGGAGCGGGCAAGAGGACCCUGAGCGGUACCUCUUUGUGGAUCGGGCCAUGGUCUACAACCCUGCUUCUCAGGCAGACUGGACAGCCAAGAAGCUGGUGUGGGUUCCUUCCGAACGGCAUGGGUUUGAGGCGGCCAGCAUCCGCGAGGAACGUGGAGAGGAGGUGCUCGUUGAGCUGGCUGAAAAUGGCAAGAAGGCCCUGGUGAACAAAGAUGACAUCCAGAAGAUGAACCCGCCCAAGUUCAGCAAAGUGGAGGAUAUGGCAGAACUCACCUGCCUGAAUGAAGCGUCUGUUUUACACAACCUGAAAGAUCGCUACUACUCUGGGCUCAUAUACACAUACUCAGGACUCUUCUGUGUGGUCAUAAACCCAUACAAAAACCUCCCCAUAUACUCGGAGAACAUCAUUGAGAUGUACAGGGGCAAGAAGAGGCAUGAAAUGCCACCUCAUAUCUACGCCAUUUCUGAAUCUGCCUACAGAUGCAUGCUUCAAGAUCGUGAGGACCAAUCAAUUCUUUGCACAGGGGAAUCGGGUGCUGGAAAGACAGAAAACACCAAAAAAGUCAUCCAGUACCUGGCUCACGUUGCAUCCUCUCACAAAGGAAAGAAAGACCACAACAUUCCAGGAGAGUUAGAGCGUCAACUCCUGCAGGCAAACCCUAUUUUGGAAUCCUUUGGGAAUGCCAAGACAGUGAAAAAUGACAACUCUUCACGCUUUGGCAAGUUCAUCCGCAUCAACUUUGAUGUAACCGGUUACAUUGUGGGGGCCAACAUCGAAACCUAUCUUCUUGAAAAGUCCAGGGCCAUUCGCCAAGCCAAAGAUGAACGCACCUUCCAUGUCUUCUACCAGCUGUUGGCUGGUGCUGGAGAACAUCUAAGAUCUGAUCUACUCCUGGAGGGCUUCAAUAACUACCGCUUCCUCUCCAACGGUAACAUUCCCAUUCCUGGCCAACAGGACAAGGACAAUUUCCAAGAGACCAUGGAAGCCAUGCAUAUUAUGAGCUUCUCCCAUGAUGAAAUCUUAUCAAUGCUCAAGGUGGUAUCAGCAGUCCUGCAGUUUGGCAACAUCGUGUUCAAGAAGGAGAGAAACACCGACCAGGCCUCUAUGCCAGAAAACACAGCUGCUCAAAAGCUUUGCCACCUGCUUGGAAUAAAUGUCAUGGAGUUCACACGUGCCAUCCUGUCUCCAAGAAUCAAAGUGGGCAGAGACUAUGUACAAAAGGCCCAAACUAAAGAACAGGCCGACUUUGCAGUGGAAGCACUGGCCAAGGCCACAUACGAAAGGUUGUUCCGCUGGCUUGUUCACCGCAUUAAUAAAGCUCUGGACAGGACCAAGCGCCAAGGAGCUUCCUUCAUUGGCAUCCUGGACAUUGCUGGCUUUGAGAUAUUCCAGCUGAACUCAUUUGAGCAGCUCUGCAUCAAUUACACCAACGAGAAGCUUCAGCAGCUGUUCAACCACACCAUGUUUUAGGUUGACUAUAAGGCAGAUGAGUGGUUGAUGAAAAACAUGGACCCUCUAAAUGACAACGUGGCCACACUCCUGCACCAGUCCACGGAUAAGUUUGCGGGGAUGAUUCAGAAUAUCCAAAGAGCGUCUUUUUAUGAUGUCUCUAGUCUCCAUGAAUCGCCAGGUGAAGUGGACCGUAUUGUUGGUUUGGACCAGGUGGCAGGGAUGAAUGAGACUGCAUUUGGGGCUACAUAUAAGACCAAGAAGGGCAUGUUCCGCACUGUGGGUCAGCUCUAUAAAGAAUCCCUCACGAAACUUAUGGCCACACUCAGAAACACCAACCCCAACUUCGUGCGCUGUAUCAUCCCCAAUCAUGAGAAAAGAGCUGGUAAACUGGAGCCCCAUCUGGUUCUGGAUCAGCUGAGGUGUAAUGGAGUUCUAGAAGGGAUCCGGAUCUGCAGGCAGGGAUUCCCUAACCGUAUUGUCUUCCAGGAGUUCAGACAGAGAUACGAGAUCCUCACGCCUAAUGCAAUCCCCAAAGGUUUUAUGGACGGCAAGCAGGCUUGUGAGAGAAUGAUCCGAGCCUUGGAGCUUGACCCAAACCUCUACCGGAUCGGGCAGAGUAAGAUUUUCUUCCGCACUGGAGUCUUGGCACACCUGGAGGAAGAGAGAGACCUGAAAAUAACAGAUAUCAUAAUCUACUUUCAGUCGGUCUGUCGAGGAUACCUGGCUCGCAAAGCCUUUGCUAAAAAACAGCAGCAGCUAAGCGCUUUGAAAGUCCUCCAGAGAAACUGCGCCGCCUACCUAAAACUACGCCACUGGCAGUGGUGGAGACUUUUCACCAAGGUGAAACCCCUCCUCCAGGUGACCCGUCAGGAGGAAGAAAUGCAGGCCAAGGAUGAGGAGCUCAUUAAAGUAAAGGAGAAGCAGGUGAAAGUAGAGAACGAACUGGUGGAAAUGGAGCGGAAACACCAGCAGCUCUUGGAGGAGAAGAACAUCCUGGCGGAGCAACUGCAGGCUGAGACAGAAUUGUUUGCUGAAGCUGAAGAGAUGAGGGCUCGCCUGGUGGCUAAAAAACAAGAGCUGGAGGAGAUUCUUCAUGACCUGGAGUCCCGUGUGGAGGAGGAAGAGGAGAGGAACCAAUCUUUGCAGAAUGAGAAGAAGAAAAUGCAGUCACACAUACAGGACCUAGAGGAACAACUAGAUGAAGAAGAGGCUGCCCGACAGAAGCUUCAGUUGGAGAAGGUGACUGCUGAAGCCAAGAUAAAAAAGAUGGAGGAAGACAUUCUGCUGUUGGAGGACCAGAACUCCAAAUUCCUAAAGGAGAAAAAACUCCUGGACGACCGUGUCAGUGAGAUGACCUCCCAGUUGGCUGAGGAAGAAGAGAAAGCCAAGAACCUUGGCAAAGUCAAAAACAAGCAAGAAAUGAUGAUGGUAGACCUGGAAGAGCGUCUGAAGAAAGAGGAGAAAACUAGGCAGGAGCUUGAGAAAGCCAAAAGAAAGCUGGAUGCUGAGACCACAGACCUACAGGACCAGAUAGCUGAGCUGCAGGCCCAGAUUGAGGAACUCAAGAUCCAACUGGCCAAGAAAGAAGAGGAGCUACAGGCUGUACUGGCCAGAGGUGAUGAGGAGGUCGCUCAGAAGAACAACGCACUGAAGCAAGUGCGGGAGCUGCAGGCCCAGCUAGCUGAGCUCCAGGAGGAUCUGGAGUCUGAGAAAGCAGCCAGAAACAAAGCUGAGAAACUCAAGAGAGAUCUGAGUGAGGAACUGGAGGCUCUGAAGACUGAGCUGGAAGACACACUGGAUACCACUGCCGCCCAGCAGGAGCUGAGGACCAAACGAGAGCAGGAGGUGGCAGAACUGAAGAAGGCCAUCGAUGACGAGGUGAAAAACCAUGAGUCUCAGGUCCAGGAGAUGAGACAGAGGCACGGCACAUCUCUGGAAGAGAUCUCUGAGCAGCUGGAACAGGCCAAAAGAGUUAAGUCAAAUCUGGAGAAAAACAAACAGACUCUGGAGAGUGAUAAUAAGGAGAUGGCCAAUGAGGUGAAGAGUUUGCAGCAAGCCAAGUCUGAAUCUGAGCACAAGAGAAAGAAACUUGAGGCUCAGCUGCAGGAGUUCAUGGCCCGCUUCAGCGAGGGAGAGAAGGUUAAAGGAGAACUUUCAGACCGCUCCUACAAACUACAAGCAGAACUGGACAAUGUUUCUUCUCUGUUGGAAGAUGCUGAGAAGAAGGGAAUUAAGCUGGCCAAAGAUGCCUCCAGCUUAGAGAGUCAGCUUCAGGACACUCAGGAGCUGCUUCAAGAGGAGACUCGUCAGAAGCUGAACCUGAGCAGCCGUGUCCGUCAACUGGAUGAGGAGAAGAACAGCCUUCUGGAGCAGCAGGAGGAGGAAGAGGAGGCACGGAGGAACCUGGAGAAACAACUGGCAACACUACAAGCCCAGCUGGUGGAGACUAAGAAGAAGCUGGAGGAUGAUGUGGGAGCCCUUGAAGGCCUGGAGGAGGUCAAGAGGAAGCUGCAGAAGGACAUGGAGGGGACCAGUCAGAAGCUGGAGGAAAAGGCCAUCGCUUACGACAAGCUGGAGAAAACCAAGAACAGAUUGCAGCAGGAGCUUGAUGACCUUAUGGUAGACCUGGACCACCAGAGACAGAUCGUCUCAAACCUGGAGAAGAAACAGAAGAAGUUUGACCAGAUGCUGGCGGAGGAGAAGACCAUCUCUGCACGUUACGCUGAGGAGAGGGACCGUGCUGAGGCUGAGGCGAGAGAGAAAGACACCAAAGCUCUGUCUAUGGCCCGAGCCCUGGAUGAAGCUCUGGAGGCUAAAGAGGAAUUUGAGAGACUCAACAAGCAGCUCAGAGCUGAGAUGGAGGAUCUGAUGAGUUCCAAGGAUGACGUAGGCAAGAAUGUGCAUGAGCUGGAGAAAUCCAAGCGCACUCUGGAGCAGCAGGUGGAGGAGAUGCGCACUCAGCUGGAGGAGCUGGAGGACGAACUACAGGCCACAGAGGAUGCCAAGCUGCGUCUGGAGGUCAACAUGCAGGCCAUGAAGGCCCAGUUUGACCGAGACCUGCAGGCCAGAGAUGAGCAGAAUGAGGAGAAGAAGAGGGCACUGGUCAAACAGGUGCGUGAGAUGGAGGUGGAGCUUGAAGAUGAAAGGAAGCAGAGAGCUCUUGCUGUAGCUGCCAAGAAGAAACUGGAGAUGGACCUUAAAGAUGUGGAAGCUCAGAUCGAGGCUGCAAACAAGGCCCGUGAUGAAGCCAUUAAACAGCUACGCAAACUCCAGGCCCAGAUGAAGGACUACCAGAGGGAGCUGGAGGAGGCGCGUGCUUCUCGUGAUGAGAUCUUCACUCAUUCUAAGGAGAACGAGAAGAAGCUCAAGAGUCUAGAGGCUGAGAUUCUGCAGUUGCAAGAGGACCUGGCAUCUUCAGAGAGAGCCCGACGCCACGCUGAACAGGAAAGAGACGAGCUGGCAGAUGAGAUUUCCAACAGUGCCUCUGGAAAGGCAGCCCUCUUGGAUGAGAAGAGGAGGCUGGAGGCUCGCAUUGCCCAGCUGGAGGAAGAGCUAGAGGAGGAACAGAGCAACAUGGAGCUCCUGAACGACCGCUUCCGCAAGACCACUAUGCAGGUGGAUACCCUGAACACAGAGCUGGCGGGAGAGCGCAGUGCCGCCCAGAAGAGCGAGAACGCCCGUCAGCAGCUGGAGCGGCAAAACAAAGACUUGAAGACCAAACUGCAGGAACUUGAGGGAUCCGUCAAAUCAAAGUUUAAGGCCUCUAUCGCCGCCCUGGAGGCCAAGAUUAUCCAGCUAGAGGAGCAGCUUGAACAGGAAGCAAAGGAGAGAGCUGCAGCCAAUAAGAUUGUGCGCCGCACAGAGAAGAAACUCAAGGAGGUGUUCAUGCAAGUGGAGGAUGAGCGGCGCCAUGCAGACCAGUACAAAGAGCAGAUGGAGAAGGCAAACUCCCGCAUGAAGCAGUUGAAGAGGCAGCUGGAGGAGGCUGAGGAAGAGGCGACUCGAGCAAACGCCUCCCGCAGGAAGCUGCAGAGAGAGCUGGAUGAUGCCACCGAAGCUAGUGAGGGUCUGAGCCGAGAGGUCAACACUCUCAAAAACCGCCUCAGGCGAGGAGGUCCUGUUAGCUUCUCCUCAAGCCGUUCUGGCCGCAGGCAGCUGCAGAUGGAAGGGGAAUUUUCUGACGACGACGCAGACAGCAAGGCCAGCGACCUGAACGAGACCCCGCCGGCUCAAGCGGAGUAGAGCACAACGACCUCCUGUGGUCACCCAGCCCCACUGCUUCCUCCUCUCCAGCACCUCAUUCUCCUUUAGCAAUGUGGGGUCCAGUGAGCAAUGCAAACACAACUACACUAACACUUCCACAUACACACACUCAGACAUAAGCUACCCUCAAACCUCCAUUUCUAUCCCCUCCCUACCAAGGGAGCAUCGACUCUGCCUUAUUCUAAAUACAAGAUGCUUCAAGACCGAGCGUACACACGCCAAUUAGUGUUUCCUGCAACUGUAGCCUACAAAAUACCACGCUCACGACAGAACACUAUAGAAGUGCAUUUCAAAUGUCAAACUUUGCUUUGUGUACGUGAAUAUGCUCAUUCAUAAGAGCAUGCAAUGAUCUAGUUUAAUGAUGUAAAACCAUCAGCUAGCUAAGCAAACGUGACGGAUUGGAUCUUAGUUGUACAGUACAGUUCUCCAAAUAGACACGGUCUGCAGAUUUUGGAUCAAUCGAGAUGCACGUGCUUGCUCGUUCGCUACAAGCCAACACUAAAAGAAAAAAAGUCCUGUGGCACUGGACCGGAUCUGAAACGGACCAGAAAAGAAAAACUGUGAAAAAGCUGCUUGCUUCAGCAUCUCAUUAACAUUCAAACACAUGAAAUAGUUCAAACACAAGAAAUCCGGCGGGUGACGGCGUUUAUCUUCAUUUAACUCGAGAUUUGUUGGAUCUUAUUUGGGAGAUUUAGCUGACGUUUUAGGAAUUUGGAUGUAAUUGCGAAUCGCCUUUAACUGCACAUUGUGAGAAAGCCAUAAUGGCCUCUUCAAAUGGAAAUAUGAAGUAUUCUGGAUGCAAAUGCACGUCAAGGUGAAGCAUACAUGACUUUACAUAUGUAAUCUCUUUAGGUAUUUUUUCCCCCAUAUAUGUGACAGUAUGAUGGUACUUCUUAAAUCCAGCUGCUCUGUUAGAUUCACUACAAGUGAAACGUCCACCAAAGCAAGUUUAUUGGAACUUGAAGGAAGAUGUUUGAAAUGGUCCAGACGUCACUGAGAGAUCGCUGAAAGCAACUGGAAAUAUUGAACACGUUAACUCGCAGGCACUUUGCUGAAUUUUCGUAACUCAAAACUGGAGUUAUAGCUGUGGACGGGAUGCUUUAAACACUAGUAGUAUUAAGAGGAUGAACGGAAAGCGUACUAACCUGUUCUACUGUUAGCAUUUACUGACGUGUUUCUUAAAGUGCCUUAGACACUAAUUAGAAAACAUCCAUGAAAGUAUGUCAAAUAUCAGUAAUGAAGAAACUAAUAUGAAGGCAAAACUGGCUGAAAGCAAUUGAAAUAAAAUGCUAUGUAACCCUU